GCCGGCACGCUCCCCACCCCUGGCUUCGUCUCGGCGGAGGGGCGUCGGUGCCGCCGCGCCCAGAUCGCCUCCGCAGUUCCGCUCCCUCUCUUCGCUUGUCUCUCUGCCCCUCUGCCGCGAGUGGCGUUCUGUCUCGAUCCUAUCCAAUGGCGCGACCUCCCGCCGCCAUCUCCCCCAAAAUGUCGCCAUCUCCCGCUAGGGUUUCGCUGAAGCUUGGCUACAUCAUUUUAUACAAGGUCAACUUGAGCAACAGAACAAGAAUGAGAAUGACUGAAGUAGGGGAACCAAAGUGUUUCAGUGAGUAAUCAUUUCAUGAAAUUGCAAGUAUGAAUUUAUCUGCAACCAGCUCAUUCCUUUGUUUCACUCCAUUUCUGUACUUGAAACAGUGCACCGAUCUGAUACAUGAACCCACAGUAUUGGCCUUGAUUCCGCCUGAUAAUGUGUGGGUGUAAUAACACUUGUCAAUGUGCCCCAUACAUGUAUUGAUUAUCAGGCGCCGCAAGACAUGGGCCGUGGGUGCCAAAUGAUCGAAGAGACCAGUCAGCAUCAUGACACUGCUGAAUCUGAUACACUGUGAGUACUGGCCUCCAAGUCGUCUCUCCCACCAGCACUUCAUCUCCUGUUGUUCAAAGCUUCCUCCCACUUGCAGCGGCGAUGCACGAGUAGCAUGAGACUCGCACAAGCUCCUCAUGAUGUCGAGCCGUAGGUCAAGGUCAAGGCAGUCCGGCUCGUCGAGGAUCACCGACGAGCAAAUCAGCGACCUUGUCUCCAAGUUGCAGGACCUCCUUCCCGAGGCGCGUCUCCGGGGCAAUGAUAGAGUGCCAUCUUCAAGGGUGCUGCAGGAGACGUGCACCUACAUCAGGAGCUUGCACCGGGAGGUGGACGACCUGAGCGAGAGGCUGUCGGAGCUGCUGGCGACCUCGGACAUGAGCAGCGCGCAAGCGGCCAUCAUCCGCAGCUUGCUGAUGUAGAGCCGGCUCCCAUGCAGUGCGCAGGCGCCUCGUCGCUGUCUUGCUGAGCGCACAAGCCUGAAUUUGAGCGUUUGUAGCCUAGGGAGCGAUCUUUAAUUAGUACCGGAGUUGCAGGUUACCUACUUAAUCCGCGUGUGUGCGCUGUCGUCGUGUCAUCAUCGUCUUAAUCAGGCCCAUCUUUUUUGUGUGUGUACUUAAAUCAAGUCGUUAAAUCAAACCCCGCCCGUGGUUGGUGCAAGUUGUGCUCUCGCGUGUCGUUUCUGUGUGAUGUGCUGCUUCUAGUGGCGUCGCAGCGCCAA
Molecule: messenger RNA, 1270 nt
Organism: Triticum dicoccoides
Lineage: Eukaryota; Viridiplantae; Streptophyta; Magnoliopsida; Poales; Poaceae
Product: transcription factor ILI6
Exons: 5
Coding region: 690-971 (93 amino acids)
Biological process (GO): regulation of growth; regulation of DNA-templated transcription
Molecular function (GO): protein dimerization activity
Source: RefSeq, a predicted model, not a curated record